Molecule: messenger RNA, 3835 nt
Organism: Oncorhynchus nerka (sockeye salmon)
Lineage: Eukaryota; Metazoa; Chordata; Actinopteri; Salmoniformes; Salmonidae
Product: CUE domain-containing protein 2-like
Exons: 2
Coding region: 2813-3652 (279 amino acids)
Source: RefSeq, a predicted model, not a curated record
UACCUCAACUAACCUGUACCCCAGCACAUUGACUCGGUACAUUGAAAAUUCUAGCCCUUCGGCUGCUGCCAUAGAAGUGCCCAUCCAAGAAGGCUCAAGGUAAUUGGCCACAGAUAAAAUGACUUCAAAUCACGUUAUAUGUACAGUAGCUUUGAUUGGACUGAUGAUGUCAACAUCAUACUUUCACAAUUUUAGCUAGCAAGCUAGACAAGCAGUCAUCAUGAAUCAAGACGACAAUCUAUUAGCAAAUCCAAUUUAAUCCUUGUCAUAGGAAGAUAAAUACUGAAGAGAAAUUAUAGAUAAAACGUAUCGGUGCUCAUCGGCCAUUGGACAUUAACAUUAAGUUGGAAAUCGCAAAUUCAACGAGUGGUUUGGAAGGAAUCAGUGACAGUGGCUGUGUGGACAAGGCUCUCCUGGCCUCUUAUAGUCUGCACUUGGGUAAGAUGUAAGUAUCCCAUGUGCCUCACCCUAAUAAUUUACCCCUCUUAAUUUUGCCUACUGUUCUGUCUGUAGCCUAUAAACUGUUUUGGAGAAAUGUAAAAAUCAAAUAUUUUAGGAGCUUUCAUUGUCUGCUUCUAUGACCCCUUUAUUCAUCCUACUGUUCUGACUUGGUGUAAAGAGAGAACACUAUAAGAACGGCCCAUCUUCUGAAUUCUGUUGAUGUACAUUUCAAAAGUGCUAAACAAAUAGUUAUAUUGACUGACAUUACGUCUGUCCUAGCUCGCUCAUUGUCUUAAUCGAAAUUGCUGAUUGCCUCUUAUCCGCUUGUCGUCCCCUUCUGCCAUAGUUUGUACAUCUCAAUUGUCAUUAGAAACCACCUUUCUUUAAGCAAGUCAGCCAUAUCAGCUAUGUUUUUAAAAGGCAGUAAAUGAGGCUGAAUGAACUGUUUCGCUGCCAGACAAGGCUCUGCUGAUAGCCAGGUGUAGCAGUGGUAAGAUGUUGGGACUGCUGUUGUGUUUGUGGUCACCAUUAUAGUGCAGUUCAUGUAUUGUUUAGUGUUGUGUAUUGGCUUUUCUGGCAUGCAUUCCACUUAUUUUUUUUGCCCCACCAAGAUUUACAUGCUAAAAUCACCGUUGGAAACCUGGCACCAUCCCUAUGGUGAAUCCUGGUGGUGGCAGUAUCAUGCUGUGGGGAUGUUUUUCAGCAGCAGGGACUGGGAGACUAGUCAGGAUCAAGGAAAAGAUGAAUAGAGCAAAGUACAGAGAGAUAUUUGAUGAAAACCUGCUCCAGAGCGCUCAGGACCUCAGACUGGGGCGAAGGUUCACCUUCCAAUAGAACAACGACCCUAAGCACACAGCCAAGACAAUGAGGGAUUGGCUUCGGGACAAUUGCUCUGCCAAAACCCGGACUGAAAAUAGCUGCAGCGACGUUCCCCAUCCAACCUGACAGAGCUUGAGAGGAUCUGCAGAGAAGAUUGGGAGAAACUCCCCAAAUACAGGUGUUCCAAGCUUGUAGCGUCAUACCCAAGAAGAAUCGAGGCUGUAAUCGCUGCCAAAGGUGCUUCAACAAAAUACUGAGUAAAUGGUCUGAAUACUUGGAAAAACUGAAAUAUCACAUUUACAUCUUUUCUUUAAAAUUAGCAAACAUUUUUCAAAAACUUUUUUGCUUUGUCAUUAUGGGAUAUUUUGUAUAGAUUGAUGAGGGGGAAAAACAAUUGAAUCAAUUUUAGAAUGAGGCUAUAAUUGAACUAAAUCUGGAAAAAGUCAAGGGGUCUGAAUACUUUAUGAAUGCACUGUAAGGUUAACAAUUACAUUUUAAUACUCAAGCACUGAUUUAAAAAGAAAACACAUAGGAUAAUGAAGAUGAUACUAAAUGUAGGUUCCAUGGCAUGGAGAAGGUUAUAAAGACAUGUAUUACUGAAUUCCAGUGAUUUAAAUGUAUCAAAAUGAGGUGGUCGUAGGAGAGUGUGUGUGUAUUCUUGUCAGGCUUCAUCUUGGGUUUCUUGUGGGAGAGACUCUUGGCGUUACACAACGGACAGAUAGGAGCGUUAUGAUGGAACUGUUGGUGGCAUGGCAGACAGGAAUAGGAUACAUUUACAUUUUUGUAACUUAGCAGACGCUCUGCAAUAAGUGCAUUCAUUUGAAGAUAGCUAGUUGAGGCAACUACUUCAGUCUUAAGUAUACUUUUCCUGAAUAAAGUAGUUAUCAGCAAAGUCAGUGUCGUAGGAAAAUACACGUGCGGGUUAUAUAUUUUUUACAAAUGUAAUGGAGUAAUGUGACAUAUAAGCGAACAAAUGAAAGUGUAGUUUAAAGUAUCGUUAUUUUUUCUUUUUAGAUCCUUUUCAUGAUCUAAUCCCACUCCAGUACGAUAGGUGGCGGUAGGUAAUCGCUGUUGACAGCGCAGAACUCGCUAAAAAUAAAUGGUUCUGUUGUGGUUAUUCGUGUGUAAACAAUUGAGUUGCUAGCAGUCUUUAUAAUCUCUUAGCUGGCUAAUUAUUCACACAGUUUGUAGAUACACAAUUGGAACAACAUUUUUAUUUCUUGCACGUUUAAGGUUAGAUUUGUAUUUGCACGUCGUAGUUUUUGUUGCACUUUACUACAACGAUAUUCGUUUCGGCUUGCUAGCUUUUUGUUCUGCAGCAGUACGGCUUUGAAGCCCGUUUAGCUACUAUAGAUAGUUAACGUCAACCCGAUUCUCGUCAUCUCUUCUGAUUACGUGAUUGUUGUCCGUCAAUAGAUCAGAAAAUCCUGAAAAUAUUAUAUCACAGUGGCCACUUGUCUUUGAUAUUAGUUCGGUUUGGUCAACCUUUGAAAACUUACGUUAGCCAUUCUUGUUUGCUUCACAGUCAGCGGUCGCCGGUUUUGAGCCCAUUAUGGACCUUCACAAGAUAAUCCACGAUACCCUGCAGGAGUUCAUUCAGACAUGCAUUCCCGAAGCAGACCUGAGUUCCCUGGAUGAUGUGUUGCUUCCCUACAUCACUGGAGUCCUGGAGGAUCUGGGAUCUCAGGAGAGCGUGGAGGAGAACUUUGACGUGGAGGUCUUUGUAGAAAUGCUGGAGGCCUACAUUCCUGGCUUUGCUGAAAUUGACAGUGUUAACGUUUGUGAUAUGAUGUUCAGCCUGGCUUCAAAACUAGCCACAGCCCGGAGUUCAGAAAAUAGUGUGCCAAAGGCUAGAAUGGAGGUCCCACUGACAGUCAGCGCUACCUCCACUGGGCCUCCUGUGAGGGAGAUGCACUGCCUUACUACACAGACUGAGGGGGCCACCGCCAAGGUGCCAUUCCCUGAGUGGGAGGCCCAGGAGCCGCUCCUUCUGGAGAUGUUCCCCAAGUGCAGACUAUCAGAGGCCAGGAGUGCGUUGUCCAUUGCUAAAGGUGACAUGGAGGAGGCUGUCCGCCUCAUCAUCGAAGGAGACAUCCAGCUCAGCCACACACCUCUAAACGUAAACCAUGGGAAGAUGGGUUCCCCUCAGGCAGAGCAGAAGAUGAAAGAGAGCAUCCUGGAGAAGUACAUGCUAGUGGAUAGAGAGGAGGAUAAGAAAACACACAGGCCUGUUGCACCUAAAGAUGCCCCUAAGAAACUGGUGCGUUACCACAGCAACCAGGUGGUGACCACAAAAGGGGAGCGGUACCAACUGGUGAAGAAAGAGGAGACGGAGGAGGUGAAGAAAACUUACGUCAGCAUCAAACCCGCACGCAAAUACAGAUUCCAUUGAUGACUGACUGGCACUCUUCUGGAACACCAGCCAUUGACUUUGUUGGUUACAUUCUUUCUGAAUGCCUUGUUUUUCUUGUUUGCCUGGUUAUGGAAAAUGUUUGUUUUUAGUAUGUGUAAGUGUCUGAUUUGAAAAGUGUGUGGCCAUCGUCUUGCUUCGAAUAUAAUUUCUCCUUUGCAGUGA